AUGUUUGGGAUCCUCGAGGCCGUGGCCGUGCCCCAUGCCGGCGUCUUCAGUACUUACGAGGAGCUGAUCAAGGAUCUGAACGGGCGGAUGGAGAAGGAGGGCUACAAGAUCGUCAAGGCUAGAUCGCACCGCUCGAGAAUGGGCGGUGCUGAUAUUCCCGGCAACGAUAUUGUUCGAUGCGAUCUCGUCUGUGAUCGAGGCGGCCGACCGUACAAAUGCAUGGCUACGAAGCACAAGACGACGACGAAGAAGACGGAUUGCCCGUGGAAGGCCAAGGCUGUCAACCGCAAAAGCAUUGGCGGCUGGGUCCUGACCAUUUCCUGUGAUCAGCACAACCAUGCUCCCGGGACCCCAGAACCACCAACGCCCACUGAAAUGAGCGAGGAUGAAGAAAAUGAUCUCGGCGAGCUUCCAGACAUUGAUAAUGGCCCACGACCCGAUGCGCAAACUGCAACAGCCAUCCAGCUGGCUGGCAUCUCUGAUGCGACGCUCCGUUUGACGGGCGACACUUUCCAUCAGCUCAAGUCCGAUUACCGUAAGAUGUCACAGCCAGAUCGACUGAACGCGCUGGCACAAUUUCAGAUGCAAAUCGCUGCCAUCUACGCCGUGCAGAACGAAGAUUGGCAGCGCCAACGCAGGCAGGAAGCGCAAGACAAGCGGCACUCGCUGGUGGACAAGAGCCGUAGACAGCUGUCAGCACAGAAACAGCGUGCAAGGCGUCGCGGACGACCUGACGAACAAUCGCAGCAGCAGCAGCAGCAGCAGCAGCAGCAGCAUCAGCAGAACAUGGAGCAACAGGCAGUCCACCACCAGCUUCAGCAAGAGGCACAAAACAGUCAUCUCCAGCCGUUGACGCAUUUUCAGCUCCCGCAGAAUCCCACCCAAAGCCCCGUCCCCAUCCCCGGUGGCAUGCCGACCAACAUGGCUUUUCCUCAAUUCGGAGGCACGCCCAAGCGCAUGCGUGGCCACCGACCGGCGAUGGCGUCACAGCAAGACGUUUAG
This is a messenger RNA of Trichoderma citrinoviride, 1002 nucleotides long. RefSeq lists its product as hypothetical. The record is from RefSeq and is a predicted model, not a curated record. NCBI's taxonomy places the organism in Eukaryota, Fungi, Ascomycota, Sordariomycetes, Hypocreales, Hypocreaceae. Bases 1 to 1002 code for a protein of 333 amino acids. The transcript has 2 exons.